UUUCCCUCAUUCCCAUCUCACCACCUUUGCAAUAACAAACUCCCAACAAUCCUCUUUCUUACACAUACCCAUAAACACCACUUGGCAAAUUAGAAAAAGAUAGACAUCUAAUUAAAUUCCCAAAAUGGCCUUCAAGAAGUCAUCAAACAAAUUGUCACAAGCAGCACUUUUGAAGCAUAUUAUGAAGAGAUGUUCAAGCUCAGGAAAGAUCAAACAACACAAUGAGGAUGUACCCAAGGGACAUUUUGUCGUCUACGUUGGCGAUAAUCGUAGCCGAUAUGUGAUACCCAUUUCGUUCUUGUCACGGCCCGAAUUCCAAAGCCUGCUUAGGCAAGCUGAAGAAGAGUUCGGGUUUGAUCAUGAAAUGGGCCUAACCAUUCCUUGUGAAGAACAAGUCUUUGAGUCACUCACUUCAUCGCUUCGGUUCUGAAAUUCAUUAAACAUUAUGAUCAUCGACUAUUACUACGUACUAUACUUUUUUAUUUCUUUAUUAUUUAGUAUAUAUAGAUUAAUCUAACCAUGCAUUAAGAGACUGUUUGAGGUUAAACCCAUAACAUGGAAUGGGUUUUUUUCCGAAUGAUCAAUUGUAAAGAUUAAAGAGUUCUUUCUUAAUGUAUUUCGUUUUCUUUC
Messenger RNA from Erigeron canadensis, 630 nucleotides. RefSeq names its product auxin-responsive protein SAUR50-like. The coding region runs from base 125 to 430 and encodes 101 amino acids. Gene Ontology annotation, biological process: response to auxin. The transcript has a single exon. NCBI's taxonomy places the organism in Eukaryota, Viridiplantae, Streptophyta, Magnoliopsida, Asterales, Asteraceae. The record is from RefSeq and is a predicted model, not a curated record.